Molecule: messenger RNA, 1082 nt
Organism: Astyanax mexicanus (Mexican tetra)
Lineage: Eukaryota; Metazoa; Chordata; Actinopteri; Characiformes; Acestrorhamphidae
Exons: 2
Coding region: 384-1046 (220 amino acids)
Source: RefSeq, a predicted model, not a curated record
GUUUUUCUCUAUUGCCAAAACACAAAACCCAGUACUCUAAACCAAAUGACCAGUUACCUAAACACAUUUAGUAAAACUACCCCCCAUUUGCCACAACCACAAACACAAUUCACCUGUAGACACUGUUCACAAAACCCAUCCCCUUUUUCUCAAAACUCUAAACACAUUUUGCCUUGCUAAAACACAUUUUGCAUAUAUCUCUGCUCCAAUAUGCAUUGUGAAGCUCAUGUGAUGCAAAAUGCCACCCACAGUCAGCAAAACUUGAACACAAUGAACAUACCUGGUGUCAUUCAGUAAACACAACUACUCAUAAUUGAAAACACCUGUUGCAAAUGAUGUGACCACACCUAUAUAAGUCAGUUUGCUGAAGGUUCCAAACAAAAAUGGAUGAUCAAGGCAGAAGAAGAGGAGUUCGUGUCAGAGGAGGGAGAGGAGCAGGAGGGCGAGCAAGACUAUGCAUUUUCAUUACAGAUGAAAUGAGCGCAACAGUCAUUGACCACGUCACUGUCCACGGCAUGACAAUGACCGAAGCGGGACAACGAGUCCAACCUAACCUCAGCAGAUUCUCAGUGGCCACCAUUAUUCGGGCCUUCAGAGAACACAACAGAUUGCCAUUUGCAGGUGGGAGGCCUUCCAGAUUCACACCAGCCCAAGAGGUCCUCAUUGUGGAUAUGGUUUGGGAGAACAAUGUGAUGAGACUACGUGAGAUACAGGAGAGGAUCAUUGGUGACAAUUUGAACUUUCAGAACAUUGACAAUAUCAGCCUGACAACCAUAGACAGAGUCCUCAAUCGCCAGAGAGUACGCAUGAAGCAGGCAUAUAGAGUACCCUUUGAGCGCAACUCUGUCAGAAUAAAACACCUCCGUCACCAGUAUGUGCAAGUAAGUACAGUACAAUCCAUGUACACAGUGGCCUACAGUACUUUACAUGCAAUACUAUACUAUCAUACUGUAAUGUGCUGUAUUGACUGUCUUUCUGAACACUUGAAAACGCUAUUUGUUUCCACAGUGGAUCUUCGAGUUGGAGUCCAUGGCCAGACCCCAUGAAUUUAUAUUUGUGGAUGAGGCUGGCUUCAACCUCAC